AUGCCCGUAAUAAGGUGCUCAAUGCCCCGUUAGCGAAGGGUUACAUCACAGCGCGACGAAGUGCUACCAUUUCUGGUUCCACGAAACUCUUAAAAAGUGUCGCCCGCUGAGCACCGCGUGACACACCGAGCCUUCCGAGGGCAUCUGCGGCGGCACACAGUCGGGAUCAAUGGCGACUACUGCCGAGACUGUCGGUUUCUGGGCGUUUCAAGCGCGGAUUUGGAUUGCGUACGGUAUUCUGCUCUGCCUCCUGACAUGGGUGUUAAACGUGGUGCGCGAGUGGUGGAGCGUGCGUCAAGCUCUCAAGCCUCUGCCCGGCCCUCCGGACGCUGUGCCUUUCUGGACUAUGCUCAAAAUGUAUCGGUCUAGGCGCGAAGUCAUCACCCAUAAGACGGCAGGCACCGAGUUCUCGCACCUGCUGCGGGCUUUAUGCGAGAUGUACAAGGACCGGACAUUCAAGGCAUACCUUGGCUUUUCGCCGUUCGUGAUUAUACAAAACCCCGAAAACGCCGAGGUCCUUCUUUCGAACACGGAGAACCUGAGGAAGCCCUUGUUCUACACUUUCACCAUACCAUGGUUGGGACCAAGAAAUAUGCUUUAUAUCGCAGGGAGCGUGUGGCGUUACAAAAGGAAGUUCCAGAUGCCCGCCUUUCACUCAAAGACUCUGGAGAAGUUCACGGGAGUGAUAAACGAGCACGCAGACAGCAUGGUUGAGCGCCUGGAAGAAGCGUGCGCCAAGAAAGAGCUGGCUCCCAUACAAGAAAUUGUCAAGCGGUGCAGUCUGGAUCUCAUCGGAGAAGUCCUGAUGGGCGUGAACUUGAAUACUCAGAAGAACCAGAACAGCCAGUACGGCGAAUAUAUUGCUGGGGUGACAUUUCUCAUGGCAGUGCGAGCCUUCCGACCAUGGAUGUGGUUUAACAGCAUCUACAACAUGUCCUUCGAAGGCAUGUGGUUUCGGAAAAUGAUCAGCGGCAUCAAUGAAUUCAAUCUAAAGAUCAUGGGAGAACGAAAGAAGACAUUCCAUCUGUACAGGAACCAGGGGGACAUCAGCGGCAGCGAAGACGAGGGCGUCAAGGACAAGCAAGAGGAUCAGCCCGAGAGACGUAUGGCAGUGAUCGACAUCAUGCUUGACAAACACUUCAAGGACCCGAGCUACACAAUGCAAGAGAUACGCAAGGAUAUGGACUUGCUGAUGUUUGCGGGUCAUGACACUACCUCUAUUGCUUUGGGAUGGACAUUCUACCUCUUGGGACUUCAUCCAGAACUCCAGAAAAAAGCCCAGGAAGAAGUGGACGCCAUCUUUAUGGACGACAUUAACCGAGACGUCAUGAGAGACGACAUAGACCGCAUGGUGUUCAUCGAAGCAUGUUUUAAGGAAGCCAUGCGCCUUUUCCCUCCAAUACCAUUAAUUGGAAGGGUCCUCGACGAAAGCAUUAAGAUAGAUGGUGUGACAAUUCCUAAAGGUACUACUGUGUUUAUCAACAUAUACACCCUACACAGAAACAGCAACCACUUCGAAAAGCCGGAAGAAUUCAUGCCUUCCAGAUUUUUAGAUGGAGCUGACAAGAAGCGGCACCCUUUCGCAUACAUACCGUUUUCAGCUGGUGCGAAGAAUUGCAUAGGUCAGCGCUUCGCGUAUCGCCAGGCCAAAGUCGUCUUGGCCAAGGUGCUGCGGCGGUACACGUUCAAGGCCAGCUGGCCCCUGGACCGGCUCAAACUGAGUACCGAGAUGGUAACCAAAGUCAAGGGAGGACUCCGCGUCUGGGUGCGUCGCAGGAAGGCCGGCCAGUACGCAUGAAGCGACCAGCAAUUUACUGAUAUGUGUGAUCAAUUUGGCGCUACUGUGUCGGCGGCUAUUAGUGUGCGAACACGUGAACCAUGGCGAGAGAACGCGCUUCUACGGUGCUUUGCCGAGACGCGAAGUCUUGGACGGAGACAGAGCCGACUGCUUUCGAACGAAGAAGCAGUGGUGCGAAACGAUGACCGAGGAACUAUAAGCGUGUAUCUUUCAGAUAUGAAAAAAAAAGAUAGUUUCACUGAAUAGAGUGUGCACGCUGUAUGUUAGUGCAAUAAGCGACGCCAUUACGACUACCAGACGUGCAACGUUCAUCGGCGUCACCGACUGAUAGUUACUAUACUUGAGCCUUGUUCAGUGUAGCGUCAGCAGAACUCUAUGACAAAAUGUCAAGGCCAACUUGGGAAACAAACAAGACAUGUUCUCACAGAAUUGUUAGUUUUCCUAUUACUUUAUGUCAUGCCGAUACAUGCCGUGGAACCACAAUUCAGCGAGGUUAUGAGACACUCAUGGUUACACUGUUAACGUUCUGUUUAUUGUCAUUUUAUUGUCAUACUUUUACAAUAAUGACUCGUAAAAACUAUGAAAUAUUAAAUUAUUGCAAAUACUUAUUUUUAUUGGCGGAUUUUUUCCCGGCUAGUGUAGAUUGUACUGUAAGACAAA
This is a messenger RNA of Rhipicephalus sanguineus (brown dog tick), 2458 nucleotides long. RefSeq names its product cytochrome P450 4C1. Bases 170 to 1798 code for a protein of 542 amino acids. Lineage: Eukaryota; Metazoa; Arthropoda; Arachnida; Ixodida; Ixodidae. Gene Ontology annotation, molecular function: iron ion binding; heme binding; monooxygenase activity. The transcript has 11 exons. The record is from RefSeq and is a predicted model, not a curated record.